This is a messenger RNA of Miscanthus lutarioriparius, 1374 nucleotides long. The record is from the annotation of a GenBank genome assembly. Lineage: Eukaryota; Viridiplantae; Streptophyta; Magnoliopsida; Poales; Poaceae.
AUGAACAAGCAUUCUAUCGAUCAGCAGGCGGCGGAAUCCCUCGGCAAGUCCCCCUCCGCUUCCGACCUCGCCGCGCUGCACGCCACAACAUCUCGCUCCGCCGAUGACCUCCUCGACGUGCCGCCCCCGCGCAGGCCGCCGCCGUCCGGCCCGCCCCCCUCCCUCGGCCUCCGUCUCGCAGCGAAGCGCCCCUCCCUGCCUUCACCAGGGCCCCGCCGCUCCGCGUCCGCGGCUGCGGUGCUCGCGGUGCAGGAUCAGGCCGGUGGUGAGCCAACGGUGGAGGUGGUGUCCGAGGUGAAGCCAGAAGCAGAUCGUGGGGAUCGCGAGGACGGUAAGGGUGUCGCUUCCGAGAGCGGGAGCGAUGAGGACUCAGAUGGAUCAGGGAGCGACGACUCGGAGGAUUCCGAGGAGGAGAGGCGGAGGGAGGAGGAGAGGAGACGGCGGCGGGCUGAGCGGCUUGCGGCCAUGGCUGCACGCGCUAUUGCUGAGCGCGAAGAGGUUGUUGCGAGGCUCGAGGGGGAGAAGGCCGGGCUUGAGAAGCUGCUCGCUGAGUGUGAGAAGGAACAGGCGCAGGAGGCUUCAGAGUUGCAGAUUAGUAUGAUCGAAACAAUGGAAGCAGUGGAGAUAGAGAAACAGAGACAUCAUAGCACUAGAAUGGAAGCCCUUGCACGAUUGGCUAGACUUGAGGUUACAAACGGUGAACUUGCAAAGUCACUUGCCAGGGAACAAUGGAAUCUGGAAGUUCAAGUUGAUCAAGUGGCGCAGCUUCGAGAGGAAGUUGAAUUGAAGAAACUUGCUCAGGAUAAAUCUUUGAGAAGGUUCAAGCUGCAGGAAGAAAUUAUUGAUGCAGAAUACGCUCUGAUAUGUGACAGAAUUGUGAGCUUGAAGGACAAGGCAAGGAAGAUUGAAGAAAGCAUUGAGCUGACUAGAAGAGACAUGGUUCAUCCUACAGAGGUGGAAACUGAGCUCAAGAAGAGGCUUGAUCAACUAACUGAUCGGUUGAUUCAGAAACAAAUGCAGGUUGAGUCCCUAUCUUCAGAGAAGGCAGCUCUGUUAAUGAGAAUCGAGGCAGUCACGAGGUUGCUCGACAACAGUGCCUCAUCAUUAGCUUCGUCAAGCUCAUCAAGAUUGGACAUUGAGGCUGGUGCAUGGCAACAAUCACAUUCACCAAAGCUUGGUGACAGGAUAAGGGCUGGACAACAGCAACUGGGAUCUGCAAUCCGACAGCUUGAUUCGAUCUUCUCAGCCGGGCAUAUCUUUUUGAGGCGGAAUCCAAAGGCCCAGGCGUUUUGCCAAAAAGAGAAGACACUUGUCCUUCCAACUAGGCGUUUUGCCAAAAAGAUUUCAAACAUGAAGCUCGAAAAUUGCUUCUGA